UCGACCUCCGUGGCCAUGUACGAACUUUCCGCUUUGAAUUUUGAGCUUCGAAUCAAUCACGUAAACAAAAUUUCGUGCCCAUAAUUUAAAGAAUCUAAUUAUCUUGCUAAAUAAUUACGGCCUCCUCAAUAACCUCUUCUCGCGAUUCACCGAAGAUACGUAGUCCAUUAAGAGUUUAAAUAGGCCUUUUUUUGCUGUUCUCCUACUAUAAUGCUCCGAUGUAUUUAUUGGCCUCAUAAAAUUGUGGAUUUGCAAAAUCUGAUCCAGUGGCGAUAUCCAGCAAGUUUGAGCAUUCUGCUGGUAGCCCAGACAAGCCACUGUAUAUCAGCGGACAGCGUGGAGCCCUCUUAGCUGCUCAAUUAGACAGAUCAGGUGGCUUUCGUGAGACCAUGGAGAAUCAGAUUCUAUCUUCUAUGCCAAGUAUGUUGAGAAGCAGCUCGGUAGCCGCCCAAGGAGAUUUAUCUAAAUUCUUCCAGUGCUUGCGUUUUGAUCCCAAGGUGGUUGCUGCUGAUCAUAAGUCUAAUCGUCAAGGAGAUUUUAAACGGUACAUUAUUGUAGCUUUUGGCCUUUCUGCCAGUGAAUCUCCUACCCCAUUUUCAAAAGGCAAGCUCCUUCCUUCUCCUAUUCCAGACGAAAUCAAAGGAGUUAAGGCUGGUCUACGGGAUUGCUCUAUCAAAGCAAGGGAGCGAGUGAAAACUUUCAAUGAAGCCUUAUCAGUAUUCAACAAGUUUUUCCCAAGCAUACCAUCUAAGAAGAGAUCUCGAUCAGAAAGCUUUUCUAAUGACCGGUCUAAUGCCUUGAUAUCUGGUGACCGGUCAGUCUUGAGCCCUUCUAUUGGUAAGAUGGGAAUGCAUAAUAAUUCCAUUGCUGGAGGUCUUGAAUUUGAACAGCAGAAGUCAGAAGAAAGGCCUAAAAGUGCUAUUCCUAAUAAACGUACUCGGACUUCUUUGGUGGAUGUGAAGAUGGAUAUACGGAAUAAUGCUUUAGUCAGGCAGCUUAGUAAUGCAGAUAGAGAUAAGGAAAUGCUCAGGGUUUCGUACGGUGGCUCAGUUCAUGGUGAAGAGCGAACUUUAUCUGGUGGUGCUGAUGGAUGGGAAAAGACAAAGAUGAAGAAAAAGCGUUCUGGGAUAAAAGCUGAUGUAUCUCCAAGUAUUGUAUCAACUAAACUUGAAGGGCUUCGGGAAUCUAAACAGGGAAUUCAACAAAGUGUCGAGAAUAUCUAAA
Molecule: messenger RNA, 1224 nt
Organism: Hibiscus syriacus
Lineage: Eukaryota; Viridiplantae; Streptophyta; Magnoliopsida; Malvales; Malvaceae
Exons: 4
Coding region: 390-1223 (277 amino acids)
Source: RefSeq, a predicted model, not a curated record